AUGGGUGGCUCAGAUGCCGUCCACGACGCCGACACAGACCCCAAAGGCAUUCCCGAUGCCACAAGCAAUUACCAGGCCGGUGUGCGCCAAAUCGAGGCCAUCACCACCGUCUGGACUAAGCGCAACAUGAUUGCCGCCUAUGGGAUCAUUUGGCUCAUCUACUUCAUCACGUCCACGCAGGAGGUGGUAACACGCAGUCUCAACCCCUUCGUGACCAGCGAGUUCUCGGCCCAUUCUCUCACAGCCGUCACCGGCAUCAUUUCAAGCUUAUUUGGUGGUUUGUCCAAGCUCGUAUUUGCCAAGAUCAUGGAUACUUGGGGCCGUCCCCAUACUCUCGUCAUCACCAUGCUUAUUUGGACCAUCGGUUUCAUCUUGAUGGCCGCCUGCCCCAACGUCGAGGCAUACGUUGCCGCACAGGUCUUUUCCGUCACUGGAGCCCAAGGAGUGAGCUACUGCAUGACCGUCUUCAUCUCUGAUACCUCAUCGCUGGUUAAUCGGCCCCUUAUGCUGGCCUUCGCCACCUCUCCUUAUAUCGUCACUACUUGGAUCGGUGGCCCCAUGGCAGACAGUAUAAUCCAGGGUGUUGGCUUCCGGUGGGGCUUUGGCAUUUGGACCCUCGUUAUUCCCAUUGUUGUCUCUCCACUUGCUAUUCUGUUCUUUAUGAACAGUCAUAAAGCUGAGAAGCAAGGCCUCAUUGACCCUCGCAAACCGACCAUUUCCAUCAAGGCUGCACUUGAUUGGUGCAUCGACGCUGACAUUUUUGGCAUCGCUAUUCUCACUGCCGGAAUGACUCUGUUUCUCUUACCGAUGUCAAUCUACUCCCGUCAGUCUGAUGGUUGGAAGUCGCCCAUGAUCAUCGCCAUGAUCGUCGUAGGUGGUCUAUUAAUCAUCGCCUUCGUUAUCUGGGAAAAGGUAUUCGCCCCAGUUACCUUCAUCCCGUACAGCCUCCUUGCCGACCGAACCGUCUUCUUCGGCGGCCUCAUGUUCACCUUUGUCUUCUGGAACUCGGCCAUCUGGGGAAGCUACUUCACAUCUAUGCUAUUGGUCGUGUGGAAUACUGGCGUCACCCAAGCCACCUAUAUCAGCAACAUAUACCGUGUGGGAUCUUGCUUCUCGGGCCUCGUAAUAGGUUUCCUGAUGGUUCGGACUGGUCGGUUCAAAUGGGUCAACCUCUACUUCGCCAUUCCACUGAUGGUGUUGGGUGUUGGCCUCAUGAUCCACUUCCGCCAGCCUGAUACACCCAUUGGCUAUGUUAUCAUGACCCAAAUCUUUGUUGCGUUUGCUGGCGGUCCCGUUGUACUUUCAGGUGAGAUGGCUAUGAUGGCUCCGUCGGAUCAUCAGCACAUUGCUAUUCUCAUUGCGAUUCUCGAUCUCUUUGGAAGCAUUGGGACCGCUGUGGGCUCGACUGUUGCUGCGGCUGUCUGGACUGGAACGUUCCGAGACCGGCUCAUUGUACAUCUCCCCCCGGAAGCCGAUAUCGAUUCUAUCUACGGCAGCAUGUAUACCCAGCUAGCAUAUAGACAGGGUACUGAGAUCCGACACGGAAUUGCUCUCGCGUACGGUGACAGUCAGAGAUAUAUGCUCAUCACCAGUGUGUGCAUCCUCGCCCUCGGUUGGGCCUGCGUCUUCUUCUGGAGAGAUAUCAAGGUUAGGGGCAUCAAACAAGUCCGAGGCAACGUUGCCUAA
Ilyonectria robusta is the source of this 1686-nucleotide messenger RNA. RefSeq names its product major facilitator superfamily domain-containing protein. NCBI's taxonomy places the organism in Eukaryota, Fungi, Ascomycota, Sordariomycetes, Hypocreales, Nectriaceae. Gene Ontology annotation, molecular function: transmembrane transporter activity. The transcript is spliced from 3 exons. The coding region runs from base 1 to 1686 and encodes 561 amino acids. The record is from RefSeq and is a predicted model, not a curated record. Gene Ontology annotation, biological process: transmembrane transport.